Messenger RNA from Lytechinus variegatus (green sea urchin), 2853 nucleotides. RefSeq lists its product as uncharacterized. The record is from RefSeq and is a predicted model, not a curated record. Bases 372 to 857 code for a protein of 161 amino acids. The transcript has 5 exons. NCBI's taxonomy places the organism in Eukaryota, Metazoa, Echinodermata, Echinoidea, Temnopleuroida, Toxopneustidae.
ACUAACCCCUUGGCCAUGGCAUGCAUGUUGGCAUGCUUGGAAAUGCCAUUGACCCUGCUUUUGCCAUUAAUGACUCACAUACAACAAACAAUACAAGGAACAGUUCCAAGGCCGGAAAAUAAGGUUCGUUUUGGGUCGAGUUGUCAUCGCCUUUGUCAUGUAUAGCUGUAUGUCACAUGAUAGCCCGAAGUUUAUUAUGAUUGAAAGAGCACGCACACGUCAUUGGGCUCAUUAACAAACGAGACGGGAAAGUUCAGCGAGGUGAACAUCGUACAGUUCCGCUCGCUCAAUUCAAGUUCCCCGCAUUGCAUUGCAUGUGUUGAGAUCAGAAGAGUGCAGUGAGCGACGUGUGGAAGAAACAACAGCAAAAGAUGGCGGAUGAUCACAGAAUAACGGUUAGAACGAGUCGAUCUGUAAGAUCUCAGCUGUUUGGUUGCCAUCCAGCAUGUGCUUCUAAUGUUUGGGCAUUAAUGACUGCAAUUGCGCUCCUUGGAGUAGGGGUUUAUUUUGUGAUCAACUCUGCUGGCAAAUUUUGGAUUUGGGUCUAUCUCCUGGUUGCAGGUGGAAUUGUUCUGUUAUUGGAAACAAUGACUCUUUUCACUUACACUACAUGCUGCAGACAGCGAUGUGGUAAAUGUAUCAAAGCCAUAUGGUUUAUUGACACCUGGAAAAGAGGAUUGGUUUAUGUUGUUGGAGGAAUCUUCUGUUUCAUACCUUUUGGUGUUGACCUUCGUUUGCUUUGUGGUAUUAUGCUAUUCAUCGCUGGAUUCCUUUAUAUUGCCAAGACUUGUAAGUCAACACGGAACCCAGAAGAUCGUAAAGAGCUGGUUGAGGAAGAGCAGCAGAAUCAAGCUUAAAUACCCUUCUUUUGAUCCAUUAUCUUGAUUUAAAGGCCUCCUCCUGUCCCUUUGUAAGGUCUAUGUCUAGUGAGGUCCUAAGAUGAAGUGAAAGGGCCAUCUCACUCGUUGCCAUGUCAGAUAUAGCUUAAAACUAAUUGUCAUGCAGUGUUACCAUUGCCAGUACAUCUUGUGUGAGAGUUGUGAACAGAUUGUUUAUUGUGCACUGCUUCAUCAUACAUGUGUUCCAAUGCACAUCUCCCAUCACCUAGUUUGUGCAGAGUUAGUGAAAUGAAGCUGUGUGGUGGCUAACAGAUUUUUGUUUAGAACACAAUAACAACUGAUGUAUACCGGUACAUGCUCUAUUGUAUUAUGGUUUGUAUCAAAUUGUGUAAAUUUUGAUUUUUAAAAAAAAAUAUUUAUUUAAAAAGUGUAAGAGGGAUCUGUCUCAUAUUACCAGCAAGAUAAUCACAAGUAUGCCCAUCUGCUCAACUAAACAGGAUGUGAAUGUAGGAAUAUAUGACUUUUUCAGUUGAAUGAGAUUAAUAUGAUUUUAGAGGUCAAGUCCAUCUCAACAGCAAGUUGAUUUGAAUAAAUAGAGAAAUAUCAAACUAGCUUUAGUGCUGAAAGAUCAUCAAUAUUGGAUUGUAAAAUAAGAAAGUUGUUAUAUAGAGUUUAGCUUGAUUUCCCAAAGCAGUCACAUGUGCAAUACAAUGUGGUAUGUAAAUAAAGGAACUGAUUGUGUCACCCACUCACUAUUAUUGUGUAUUUCAUUUUAUUUUCAUCAUUAUAAUUGUAAAACAUGACUUAUUUCUCUCUAAACAAUCCUUUUGAAGAUGUGGACUUACUGCACUGCUGUAUUGUAACCUAUGGUGAUUCAAUCAAGGGGAUUUUAAUUGUAAAUCUCCAUCAAAAUUCAAGAUGUGAGAGUGUGGUAUCAUUUGCCCUCUCAUUGGCAUAUAACUAAUGUUUAGGUUACCCUUUUUUUAAUAAGCAAAACUCUAAAUUUUAUAGCCUUUUAAUUAUGCAUUUGAUUUUGUUCUUUAUUUCUUGGGUAGGACUUGAUCUUUAGUGAUGUACCAACAUUCACAUUCAUUUUAUAUUGUCAGUGCAGGGGCUUAAUGACCAUAGAGAAAAAAAAACGCUUGGGAGUUUGGGUGUAAAAAAAAAGUACUGGUAAUUAGUUAACCACAUAAUGUCAGUUGUUGAAUAGUAGCUUUCUGGUCGGUGAGUUUGCAGCUCUAGUGUGUAUACUGGUACAGUAAUAUUGCUGUAGAAUUAUCAAUGUAUUUCGACCCUUAGUGCAAUUAAACCCUUUUCUAUGCAAUCUAUUUGUGUAUGUGCUAAAGGGAAAAUGUGUAGAGUAUUGGAGAAGUAUAAACUGUUCAACCAAUCAUGAUUUUCAGUUUGUAUGUUUGCUAGCACUUUUACAUUAUAUUUCCUGUAAAAAGAAUAUUUUGUGUGCAACUUUCUGUUAAGACAUUUUUAUGAAUUCAACACAUGUUUAUAUUAUACAUGUAACUUAUUCUGCCUUAAUAUUGCUAGAAUUCAGAUAUUGACUUAUACCAGCUAUUGUAGGAGUCAUUCACAGUGUAUUUUGUGAAACUGUAUGCAUUAUGACCACCCACCCCUUCUAAGGAAGAGAUAUUGAGACAUUACGCCAUUGCAUAAAAAAUUGCUCUCAAUUUCCUUGAAUCAAUUUAAAUGAAAAUUGGAAAUUGCCUGGAAACAUAUUUUUCCAGGGUAAGAUGGCACUAUUGAUGUCAAAGAAAACAUUUUAUUCUUUUCAUGCUCUGUGUGACUACUUUUGUAGAAAUCAUAAGAUAUAUCCUGAUCAUGAUCUCUUUUUUUUCUUUGUAGUUUUAUUAAUGUACAUACUGUAAAAGUUAUUGUGAUGAUUUUACAUAACAGAACACUUCUGAUUUCAAAUUAUUUUCAUUCAUGAUGUCACCUGAUGUAUGGUAAAUAUAAAUUCUUCAUAAAGAUGCAGAAAUUCAGGAAAAAAUGGUUGCCCGCC